GAGGUCAGUAUGAUGUUGCUGGCUGGCCGCGCGGUGCGCCUUGCCGACAUUCGGCCGGUAGCCGCGCGUGCCCUCGCCUCACUGGCACCGACGCCGCCGUCGGCGCCGACCGGCUUGCCCGAGCAGCCGGUGACCGUGCGCCAGGCGCGCUUUUCCGGCGGCCAACCAGCCGCCCGGGCCCCAUGUGGCAGCAUGGCCCCGGUUAAUGUCAAUGACCUGCCCGGUCGCCGGGCUCUGCUCCGGCCGGACGAAUGGUCGGCCAGGUCGAUGCGCACCCUACGGCGCUUGCUGCUGCCCGAGGCAUAUCCCCAAGGCCUGGCUCCCUUCUAUUGGGAGUUUAGUAGCUGGCAGUUUGGCCACACAGUUGCCAGUGCCGCCACGGGCGUGCUCUCGAUGCAGGCACUUCUCUUUGCCAUGGGCCUGACCGGCAGCACGAAUGCCAUCGACAUCCCACAGGACGCGGUCUUGCCAUUGGCGGCCACGCUGAAUUGGAUCCUCAAAGAUGGCCUUGGCCAGCUGGGGGGCGUUAUCUACGCCGCGGUGUCGGCCCGAUCGUUCGACUCGGAACCCAAGCGCCAGCGCUUCGCCUCCGGAGGCGUGUGGCUCCCGGCGGCCACGCUGCUGGAGUGCACUGCGCCAUUGGCGGCGCCGGUGGGGCUCUUCGUUCCGCUGGCCGCCCUGGCCGGGGCCAUGAAGAAUGUCUCCUGGAUCGCCACGAGUGCCGCGCGGGCACAGCUCCACCGGACAAUGACCGCCACGCGCCGGACUGCCCUGCCAGGCAGCCACACUUCCGGGGGCGAGGGAACGGCCGAUGGGGUGGCCCAAAACCUGGGCGAUGUAACCGCCAAGGCCGGGGCGCAGACGACAUCGGCGGCCACCAUUGGCACAGGUGUCGGGGUCGGGGCCGGUGCCAUUGUCCAGUGGCUGGCUUCCUCCUUCGAGACCACCUUUGCCCUGUCUACUGGGCAGGCGGUGUCGGCCGCGACGCUGGCCGUCUGUGCGCCGCUGCUGGUGCUCAGCACAUAUGCCCUCUUCCGGUCCAAUGCGUGUGUGGUGUUGGACAACCUGGAUGAGCAGCGCUUCCGCCUGGCCAUCGGCACCGGGCCGGCCAACUACCGCGCAUCCAACCCCGGGCCCCGAGGACAAGGCCUCGAGUGGCUGGUGGCCCCGGUCCCGACGGUCCUCGGCCCGGCGGCCGUGGCCCGACUUGAGCGCUUUGUCCGGCCAGGGCACCUGGCCGACCGUCUUGCCGCCAGGGUGGACGUCAAUCCCGAUGUCAAUCAGUGGUUCGAUGAUCAGGCUGACCCGGCAGACGCCUGGGCCCGGUGCUUCGGAUCGGGCCAGGCCCCCUGCGAUCGGCGGUACUUCUUGCAUCUCCGGAGCCGGCCGCCGGCAUUUGGCCGCGGCCGAGUGGGCCUGUGGCUGGAUGCGGCGGCCGGCCCGGCGGAUGUCUUCCGCGGCUACUUGCAUGCGAGCCUCCUCGCCAAGGCGCUCGACUCGGCCGGCCCCAGCCCCACGGACGGGGGGGCCAAGCUGAUUGCCGAGACCGCGGCCGUCCUGCCCCGGUGGCAGGCAGCCUUCCUGGCAGCCGGCUGGCGGCCGCCCAGCGAAGGCGCCGCCGCACAUCUGGAGACUGACCCGACUCGCCGGGUGCAUAUUAAUCGGUAGAUUGCGCGUGUGCCUCCCCUGUGGGGGGAUCCCCCUCCGGCCGUCUUGUGCUCCCGCGAGGCCGGGCGGGAGACUGGUGGCGGUCCCCGUCUGUGCGCAAUGAACCGGGGGCACUCGCCCCGAAACGGUGGGCGAAGAGAAUAAAUAACAGAACCACA
Molecule: messenger RNA, 1826 nt
Organism: Fonticula alba
Lineage: Eukaryota; Rotosphaerida; Fonticulaceae
Exons: 4
Coding region: 10-1668 (552 amino acids)
Source: RefSeq, a predicted model, not a curated record